UUUUAAUUUCUUCCCGACAGGUGAUUCUCCAUAGAAAGAGGAAAACUAAACGGGAGUGGGUAGCCCUUCCAUUCCAUCGUCAAAGCGCGGAUCUCAAAUCAAUCGGUCCUCCAGAAAGAUAAAAGAGAGAGAGAAAGGAGGGGACAAAAACAUUCUAGAUUACAUAUACAGUUUAGAGAGAGAGAGAAUAGUGUUGUGAUUGAACGGUGUGCCCCUCCUGAACGCAUUUUAGGGAAGAGUUGUUUUGUUCGAUGUUGAUCUAUCUCUCUCUCUCUCUCUCUCUUCUUUUCCCCCGCUUUGUAUAUCUCAACUCCAUUCUGCAGAGCACGCCCCUCUUUCUAAGUAGCAACAGCAACUCUUGUUAGGGUCGUAAUGGACUUUCAUCUUCAUAUCAUUCCAGGUUUUAAUUUGUCGUUGAAGUGAUUGGCAUCAUGGGUAUUGCUGGGAGGUGGUUCAGGACAUUGGUUGGUCUUAGGAAGUCAGACAAGUCACAAUCGUCCGAAAAGAACAAUAAUAGAACUGAGGAUGCUAGUAAUUCAAAUCUGUGGCACCGGAAAAAGAAUGUUGCAAAUGGUAACACAACCUCCGGGACGGAAGGUUGCGAUGAUGCCGAAGACUGCAUCAUCCUAUCCAGCCCAAUUACAGCCAGUUCUUCAAAUGGUGCUCAUGAUAUACAGACUGCUAAUCAAUUAGAACAAAAUGUGAGAGAAGAAUGGGCUGCUACAUACAUUCAAACUGCUUUUCGAGCAUUUUUGGCGAGAAGAGCACUCCGAGCAUUGAAAGGACUAGUGCGACUUCAGGCCCUUGUCAGGGGCCAUGCAGUGAGAAAGCAAGCUGCAAUAACUUUGCGCUGUAUGCAGGCACUGGUAAGAGUUCAAGCACGAGUCAGAGCCAGGCGAGUUCGUAUGGCACUAGAGAGUCAGUUUGUACAACAAAAACUGCAACAACAACUUGUCCAAGAGGCUUAUGUUCGAGAAAUCGAGGAAGGCUGGUGUGAUAGCAUUGGCUCUGUGGAGGAAAUUCAAGCCAAGUUGAUAAAGAGGCAGGAAGCUGCAGUCAAACGUGAAAGAGCUAGGGCAUAUGCUUUAACUCAUCAAGAUAUGGUGGUGGAAGGUUUCGAGAGGAGGUUGGAGCCACCAGAGGAGCUUGUUCUCAUAUCAUGGGCGAGGAUGUCCUUUUGUGACAAAGUCCAGUACAGGGGAUUUUUUGCUUAUUUUCUACCAUGGCAGGCAGGAUCGAGGCAGCUUCAAGCUCCGGUGGGGGGAUUUGAGCCUGAUAAAACCAACUGGGGCUGGAAUUGGUUGGAGCGCUGGAUGGCCGUUCGCCCCUGGGAAAACAGGUUUCUCGAUAUAAAGCUCAAGGAUGGGGUCACCUUGCGUGAUGACACAGACGACGCAAAGAUUGGUGGUGUUGGUCUCCCAAGGCAUCAAAUGAAACUGCCCUUGGCUGCUAGUGUCAAGAAGUUUUAUGCUCCUUCUAUGAUCCAAAACGACAAUAAUAAGGGCACAAUGGCAUCUCCAUCAGAUGGGAGUGGAUCCUCAUCGAGUACCCCUGCAGCCAAGACCGCCAAGCCCAAGGACCACCUCAUAGCAGUGCAAGAAGCCAAUUCCAUGUCCCUUCGAUCGUCCAGCAACCCAAAAGAACGGCCGGCGCACAACAAUGCCCUAGCCAAGAAAAGACUCUCUCUUUCUGCUACUGCUAGUAACUCAGGUGUCGGAGCUCAAGUGUCACGAUUCCCAUCCAACAAAACUCCACUCGCCAAGUCAGCUCCUACUGUGCAGAAGCUUGGCAAGGAUCAAACAAGAUCAGAUGCAAGGCGUGAUUCAAACCCUCUGAAUUCAGCUCAGCUGCUCAAGGAGUUUGACUUGGAGAGACAAGCCUGAUUGAUCUUAUUGAUUUUAUGAGUCUUAGAUGUGAAAAAUGGUGCUGAGGCGGGAUGUGUGUUCCGAUGAUGUUGUAGUUGUAUAUAUCUUUUCCUUUCUCUCUCAUUCUCAUUCCAUCUCUGUCUAUUAUUUAUACUGUUGAACCCAGAGAGCUCAUUGCUGAACCAUUGGAGUGGCAUGGAAAAGCUGGCAAAUGGUGGCUGAAUUCCACGAUUACUUGUGCAUUUGCAUUGAUGUGCAUGGUACUUGUAGGACUGUUGUAAUUCUAUCUAUUAUCAAGGUCAUCGUUACUGUCAUUUGAAGCAA
Amborella trichopoda is the source of this 2189-nucleotide messenger RNA. The record is from RefSeq and is a predicted model, not a curated record. Lineage: Eukaryota; Viridiplantae; Streptophyta; Magnoliopsida; Amborellales; Amborellaceae.